AUGGAGAAAGGAGAGAUGAAGCAUGAUCUGAUUAAAUGUUCUUUGUUUGCUAUGACGUUACGGUAAGACUUUCCUGUAGCCCUUAUUUAUACAUUCAUAAAGCCUUUAUAACAGCUACAUAAGACAUUAUAACAUCAGUCAUAGGCAGUCAUAAAUAUUUAAAGUAACAGUAGCCACCACUAACAAAUUAAUUAUAUAUUUUCUAUGGUAUUUUCAGGUAAGAAUAACAGCCAUGUUUUCAUUUAGAGUAAGAAGAACUGGUCUGAAGCUCAGAGUUACUGCAGUGAGUCCCACACAGACCUGGCCAGUGUAAGGAACCAGACUGGAGAUACAGAAGAUGGUGUCUGAGGGUAGUACAGUGUGGAUCGGCCUGUUCAGAGACUCCUGGUGGUCUUCACAACCCACUAAUGAUAACAACGAUCAGCGCUGUGUUUACAUUCAAGAGAGGAAAUGGAAUGAUUGGAGAUGCCCGGCCCGGCCAAACAUUUUCAGACUAA
Molecule: messenger RNA, 497 nt
Organism: Coregonus sp. 'balchen'
Lineage: Eukaryota; Metazoa; Chordata; Actinopteri; Salmoniformes; Salmonidae
Source: the annotation of a GenBank genome assembly